GAUACUUGUGAUCGUAUGAGAUAAUACUAUAUGAUCCAAUCAGCGUAGUGUCAUCAAUGUACUGGACCAACUCAAUGCUGAUUGGAAGCAUGCCUAGCCUACAGAAGAAAGCCACCAUAGAGCUUUUCAAGGAUAUGAGUGAGUCAGCAUCUGAAGAGGAACCCAAACCUGCUCAGGAAAAUGGAAAUGAACACAAAGAUAAUAAACAGGAAGCAACCGAAGUGAAAGAGCCCAUUGAGAGUUCACAGAAUCCACCAGACAGUUCUGCAUUAGACACCAGCAACCAUGUAGCAAAAGAAGCAACAAAUGAAAUCAAACCCCCAGAAUUAAACUUGGAGGGGCAGCCAGAAAUCUCAACUGGUUCAAAACAGGACUCUGGCAUUGAAGUCUCAAAGAAUAUUGUGGUUAGAAAACCUGCGAAAGUGGUUUUUGAUUUAGAUCCAACUGUAAUGGAUUCAAAGCUAGAACAACCAUGGAAAAAACAUCUUUUUGAAAGAGUGGAGGCAAGAGCUCAAGCAAUGCAGCAGAAAAUAAUAGCUAAGGAUCAUCUGAAGAAGGAACUAGAAAAAAAGGCUGAGAAAAAGCUCCCUAAGGAUUAUUUGCCCAAAGAGUGGCUCAAUACUGAAAACAUGACAUUGAACACUCGUGUAUAUUUGCUUGACAAACUUCUACCCACCUUAGUUCCUGGCGUGGAAAAAAUGUUAAUGCAAGUGGAAAAAGAAAAGCUUUUGGCAGAAGUUGAUAUUACAACCAAGUUUGAUCCGAUUAAUCAUUUGGGGGAAUUCUUAAUGAGAAACAAUCCUUAUUAUAUCAAACACGCAGGAAUGUCUGGUUAUCAAAAUGUGAUGAGAGAUGUCACAGAAGAUCUGAAGAUACAUGUUCCCAGCUCUAUCUGCAACAGAGUCUCUAAGAUGAAGGAGAAGGUUAAACAGCAACAAGAACAAAGAGAAUGCAUAAGUAAAGUCAAAGUCAAGGUGGCCAACACACAGAGACAGGCUCUACAGGAACAGUUCAAUGAAUGGAUUCUAGACCCCCAAGGAAUGAUCCCUAUGCUAGUGAUUCAGAAUGUUCUUCAUGAAUUUUUUCAAAAUUCAGAUUUCCAGCUUGAAGCAUGUUGCAAACAAUUGAAUAUUGCUGACUCAAUGGAACCAAGAUUGAAUAAAAUGGAAUUUACAGAAUAUAUCUUUUCACAGAUUGCAGACUUUAAAAGUGAAAUGUUUGAGGAACUCCUUAAGCACCUUUGCCACUAUGCAGAUGAAUUCCGGGAGGUCAUCAAAGCUGAUAUGCAGAGGCGGAUGUUUGCUGAACUCUUCCUGCAUUGUGACUGUGGGAAGGUAGGGUUUUUGGAUCGGCAGAGGACAUUGGCCUUGCUGGAAACCUUCUAUGACCAAAGUUCAAAAAUGCUUAGACGUUUACUCUGUAACCCAAGACAAUGGCCCUUCAUUGAGUUUGAAGAGAUAGACUUGCCUGAGUUCUGGGGAGAUAUGGAUGAUCAGAAACAUAUAUAUGAAGACUUUGACCUUGGGACAAUAACAGAAGAACCACUCAAAGGAUCAACUGAAGAACAAGAACCAUCCAGAGAGAGAACUCCAGAACAGGAUGUAGACUCAGCUUCCCAAUCAAGGGAAGGUAAUAUCUUAAGAGAAAGUGAAACAUCUAAGGAACACAUUGAAAUCCCUCCACAGAAAGAGCAGACUCAGGAGCAAGCAUAUGAAGAGGCACUAGUCACGAUUUCUGAAGUGCAAGAGGAAGAUCCAGUAUCAAGAACAAAAGAUCACCUUUCAGAACCUGCAAAAAAGGAAGUUCAGAAAGACAAGUUCUGUGAACCCAAGUCCCCAGAAAUAGAAGGAAAGUCAUGGUCAGGUGAACUUUUGACUUGUAACUGGAAGAUGAAGUAUGCCAAAUAUGAAGAUGAAAAACAGGCAAACUUAAUCUAUGGUAACUCCAGAUUCACAGACCUACAUUCAAUUAUCAGAAAUAUCCAGUCUUACAAGGAAGUAAAAGGUCUGAGUGCCUUCAACGGAGUUUCCUUGAAUCUGCUCCAGUUUGUACAACUCCUGGAGACAUUUGUGGGUGAAGAUACCCCCUUGAGUGUCAGUGAGACCCUCACCUCCUUUUUUAAGAGGGGCUAUGCUGAAACAGAAGAAGAGAAAAUAAGUGGCUUAGAAGAGGUUAGGCAAAAUGCUUCCCGAAUCCGACGGGGACUUCUCCUAGAAGCCCUUUUUCAGAAGUGGGACAGUGAUGGCUCAGGCUUCCUGGAUCUGAAGGAAGUUGAUGAACUCUUGUACACAUACAAGGAAGGAAUGGAAAAAGACUCUAUGAAGAAAGCUAAACUGCACAUCCAGUUGCCAAAGCCACACCCUGGUCAUGAAGUGAGGUUGUCUUCCAAACAAUUUCAGAAAUAUAUGGAAUUGGUCGUAUCUGAACUCAGGGGCAAUGAAGAUCAUGUUCUAGAAAGUGUUGUGGAGUUUCUGACGAAGGCUUUGGAAAAGAGCCAUAUAGAGGAUCUGAGGAAUCGUGUCAGACGGAAGUGGCUGCACCAAAUUCAAUGGGCUGCGGAGACAAGUGGGGUGUCCCUGGAGCCAGUGUACACUGAGACCUUUAAGGCCCUCACACAGGACGCUCAAGCCCAUGGACAUAAGAAGAUCAGUGCUCACAUUUCCCUCUUAGAAGAAAAUCUACUACUGCCUCAUAGAGGGAGUGUUCUAUUGAGGAACGUAGCUUGUACUUUAGAGGAUGCUCCAUUUGUACUGAACAAAGUGCUCUACAGGGACAUGAAGGGAAUCAGUUUUACAGUGGUGGAUGAAGGGACGCCAAUACACGUCCCCCAAGUUCAACAUCAUGGGAACAUUUUCUUCUGGAACAAUUCCCACCAGAAGACUGAUCAAAAUGGAUCAUUCCUGGCUCUGCCUCUUCAGGAUGCACAUAUGAGGAUCUUUGGGGUCAUGGCUGUUGACACACUAAGAGAUCCCCAUAAAAUAAACAUCUUCUUACCUCAUGAGAUCAGAUUCUAUCAGGGUGUUGCCAAUGCCUUUAGCACCGCCUAUCACUAUGUUCACAGCAGGGAGCACAUCCUGCAUGUCGUGAUCACUGGCAUCAGCUGGCUCUAUGACGUCGCUCCGGGCAUUACCACCAUUACUACAUCCUUCAUUGAGCCUAGUCCAGAGAAGGGUUCAGACUAUGUAUUACGCAAUAUGAUGGUUACAGGGCCCCAGGGUCUAACAGAAAUCCACAAAAAUCCCCCUACCAUCUUCAGGAAGACAUGCAUCUUCAGAGAUUUCCUCUUUAAGUGUACGGACAGUUCCGAAGUUGUUUUGGCCUCUGUCCGUGGAGAAAAACACAUGGUAAUUCCACUUCGUGAGAGAACAGGAGAGGCUUUGGGAGCUCUCGAUUUCAACAUUGGCAGGAGUAGGAUGUUGUUGUAUGGAGAAUUUAAAGAUCUACAGAAAAUGAUGAAGGUGAUCCAAGCUGCCUGCUAUGAAAUACUGGGCGAAUUAUCUGAAGAAAUCAAGAAAACCCGUGUCUUAGAGAUUGAAUAUGGAGGAGAAGUCCAGCGGGCAGGCGUUCUCUUCUUCCGAAUCAUGCUGCAAGAGCUGCAGGAGAGCAUCCGACUGCUGACCUCCAUGAACUUUGUAUCACUGUUGCUCUAUGAUUAUGAUCCUUUAGCAGAGCCAAAAUCUCCACCAGACAGCCAGUCCCAGGAGUUGGAAGCUAAUGUAAAACUCAUACGUGACAUCCUGACAGCAGUUAUCUUGUUCUUUCAUCCAGAGUUGGAAUUAUCAAGCGACUUGGGAAAUUGGGAUAAGUGUAAAGUGUACGUUAACAGAUACUUAGUCGAGAAUAUUUGUUCCUUUGAUCCAACUGCUAAGCAUGUGCAAGUUAACGUAAAGCUCAUUGGUGAAUAUAUCAGAGAUCAUUCUCGAAUCGAAGUAUGGAAAUUUGGUAAUACUGUUAUCGAGUACCUAUACCACUGGUUACGCAUCUGUUUAGCUCUCAUGGAGCUAAACAAAAAACAAAAUAGUGCUAUUACACCCCCAUUGCCUUCCAAGACUGACUCCUGUGUGUAUGCAAAAAUGCCAGGUGGAGCUGCUAGCUCAGGAGUUAGUCAACAUCCCACUAAAUCUGGCCAGUUGCCUGUUAUGAUCAAGUUUUAUUGGAAAAGCCAUGCCCAUAUUGUCUACGAAACUUUCACACUACACGUGCAGAGUAAAGUAGCUGCCAGAGACCUAUGA
Rhinolophus ferrumequinum (greater horseshoe bat) is the source of this 4232-nucleotide messenger RNA. RefSeq names its product EF-hand calcium binding domain 5 (gene EFCAB5). The transcript is spliced from 27 exons. Bases 57 to 4232 code for a protein of 1391 amino acids. The record is from RefSeq and is a predicted model, not a curated record. Lineage: Eukaryota; Metazoa; Chordata; Mammalia; Chiroptera; Rhinolophidae. Gene Ontology annotation, molecular function: calcium ion binding.